GAUAGCCUACUAAUUAUUAAUUAAUCUGUGACUCCACAGAUAUACUACGUGACUCUAUAUAAGGUUUAUUUCUUUGUGAAUUCCGUAAUUGAAAUUUUCAUAAAAAGUUGUUAUUCAAAUAAUUGACUGUGAAGUUGUAAUAGAUAGUAAUGCCAUAAAUGUUGUGUACACAGUGCACUAAAUAAAAACUUUUAUUCAUAAACAUAGUUGUUUCAUAACCUAUGCAGAAUGGCGACCGCAUACGGUAUACAUUUAGGUAAUAAUUCAGGUUGUUUAGCAGUAUUUGCCAAUGGUGCCGCAUCGGUAUUAGCUAAUGAUGCGGGAGACAGAGUGACACCAGCUAUUGUUGCUUUAAAUGGUGUCGAAUGGGAGAUUGGUCUACCAGCGAAGUCUGGACAAGCUUCUUCUAAGUCCAUUAUAAAACACAACAAACGUCUCAUGAACAAUGAUUUUAGUGAAGAUGAUCUCACUUAUGUCGAGAGCACUUCAUCAUGUCGGGUCCAAAAUGAUGAUAAGCUAGUGUACGAAUUCGAAACGUCCGAAACAAAGCUCUAUUCCAAUCCAGAUAACAUAGCAACAAAGAUUUAUGCCAAAUUGUACACCAUUGCAAGUCAUUCCGUACAAAAUGAAGGAGAUCUAAAACUUGUAUUAGCUGCACCGUUAAACUGGUCCAGUGCAAGUAGAGAACGAUUAGUAAAAUGUGCUGAGUUAGCUGGAUUUGACGUUUUACAAGUUAUCAGCGAGCCAGCAGCUGCUUUAUUAGCAUACAAUAUUGAAGAUUUGCCAGAAGAUGUUAAUGUCCUUGUUUAUAGACUUGGAGGAUCCACCUGCGCUGCAUCUGUUGUCCAAGUAUCAAGUGGGUUUAUGUCAGUAGAGAAAAAUAUUUUCCGAGCCGAUCUUGGUGGACAAUGUCUCACAAAAGACUUGGCUGACUAUAUAGCACAGGAAUUCAGACAAAAAUGGAAGUUAGAUCCUCAAGAAAGCCGUAGAGCCAUGUCUAAAUUGUUACACCAUGCUGACAACUGUAAGCAUGUUCUGUCGACAUUAAGUUCAGCACAUGUCAAUAUUGAGUCUCUAGUGGAUGGUGUUGAUUGGAGUCAAAAUGUGACAAGAGCAAGGUUCGAAAAUAUUAUAUCAUCCAAGAUUUCCUCAUACAUAGAGCCUGCUAAAAAAGUCAUUGAGAAUUUUGAUGGGAAAAUAACUAAAAUUGUUCUAUGUGGUGGUAGCAUGAAGAUACCUAAAUUACAGUCGGCAAUAGCAAAUUUGCUGCCAGAAGCUGAAGUCCUCUCAGGUAUUAAUCCUGAUGAAGUUAUUGCUGUUGGCUGUGCUAAACAAGCUGGAAUGAUAUUGGAUUUGCCUGAAUUAUCCUUAACUGAUACUAGUACUGAAGUUGAAUUCCUAGGAAAGGAUAUUUAUUUGAAGUAUUUGGAUCAGACAGUAAAAUUGUUUAAAGAAGGAACACCUCCAUUUGCUCAUAAUGUUUUUAACAUUGAAGUUGAAAACGAUGCAAAAGAUGUCAGUUUCACUCUUCAUGAUAAUCCAGACAAUGCAAAGUUUGCUGAAGAGAUUUUUAAUGUAGAAAACUUAAGCAAGCCCUUUAAGUUAAAGGCCACAUUACAACCAGAAAAUAUCUUACUACAGGUUGAAUAAUUUAGAAAUUGAAAUUGCAUUUAAUUGAUAAAUAAAUUGUUUUUUAUAACUCCAAUC
Molecule: messenger RNA, 1707 nt
Organism: Pararge aegeria (speckled wood butterfly)
Lineage: Eukaryota; Metazoa; Arthropoda; Insecta; Lepidoptera; Nymphalidae
Gene: Hsp70-14
Product: heat shock 70 kDa protein 14
Exons: 1
Coding region: 229-1650 (473 amino acids)
Biological process (GO): protein folding
Cellular component (GO): cytosol; nucleus
Molecular function (GO): ATP binding; ATP-dependent protein folding chaperone
Source: RefSeq, a predicted model, not a curated record